Molecule: messenger RNA, 698 nt
Organism: Rhipicephalus sanguineus (brown dog tick)
Lineage: Eukaryota; Metazoa; Arthropoda; Arachnida; Ixodida; Ixodidae
Product: V-type proton ATPase subunit E
Exons: 3
Coding region: 9-698 (229 amino acids)
Biological process (GO): proton transmembrane transport
Cellular component (GO): proton-transporting two-sector ATPase complex, catalytic domain
Molecular function (GO): proton-transporting ATPase activity, rotational mechanism
Source: RefSeq, a predicted model, not a curated record
GUGACAGAAUGGCGGAAAGAAGCAGAGUUGCGGCGGCCCCUACGGGAGACACCCUACAGAUGGCAGCCUUCAUCGAACAAGAGGCUGACGAGAAGGUGGAGGAGAUAAACACCAAGGCCGAGGAGGAGUUCAACGUGGAGAAGGAGCGGCUGGUGAACGAGCAGCGCGCCAAGUUCAUGGCAGACCUGAACGACAGGCAGAAGAAGGCGGACCGCCGUCGUAAGGUCGACAACUCGCGCACCAAGAGCAAGGCGCGACUGGUCGUCCUGCAGGCCAUGAACGAUCACGUGGCCCGAGUCGUGAACGAAACCAGGAAGAACCUCGUGUGCAUCACUGGCAAGGAGAACCGCUACAAGCCUUUCCUCGAGAGGCUCAUCUUGCAGGGCCUGUACCGGCUCCUCGACAAGGACGUGGUUCUCUCGUGCCGCAAGAAGGACGAGGCGCUGGUCAAGGCGUCCAUCCCGGUGGCCGUCAAGCAGUUCCGCAAGAAGACCAGCAUACAGGCGAACGUAGUGAUCGACGCUGAGAACUGGCUGGGCGACGAGUCUUGCGGAGGCGUAGUGCUCACAUCCCUGCAGGGCCGCAAGAAGGUGGUCAACACGCUCGCCGCGCGCCUCGAAAUGAUCGCUCAGCACUCCGUGCCCGAAAUCCGGGCCGGACUGUUCGGCCCCAACGAGCACCGAAAGUUCACCUCAUAA